This is a messenger RNA of Physella acuta, 2006 nucleotides long. RefSeq names its product protein SMIM7 homolog. NCBI's taxonomy places the organism in Eukaryota, Metazoa, Mollusca, Gastropoda, Physidae. The record is from RefSeq and is a predicted model, not a curated record.
UCAUUUGAAAGUACGUAUUAACCGAUCACAUCUCUGAAGUAACAAGUAAACAACAAAAGAUUUUAUCCUCCUGUGUAGUUCUAGUUGCUACGUUGGCAUACAAAUCUAAUUUAUUGUUAUUAAAUAACUGAUUAGCUAUACUACACUGUUUUAGCCCUUAAAAACUCAAUACAAUAGUUUUUAGAUCCCAAGAGUAACAGUAAACUGUAAAAACAAUAUUAAAAAGGUGCCCCCUUUCAUUCGACAUUUCCACCCCAUCUUUUUUGAUCAUCAUUGAGAGUUUGAGACCUCAGACACUCUCACUCUCAACUUGAGACAACUUGUCAACAUUCAACAUACAUUGGAUCGGCAUUCUCACUUCUGCACCACUAAAAAGGUUGUGAAGACUGCAAAGUUUGAAUUAGACAGUUAAGAGAAAACCAGCUUCACUUUAAAAUGAUAUCUGACUUAAUCUUAUUUGGAACUCUGCUGGUGAAUGCUGGGGCAGUGCUCAAUUUUAAGUUGAAAAGGUCUAAAGAUGAAGUUGCAUUCAUGGCCAGCACUGAGUCCACAGGGGACAAGGUCAGAGACUUCCUGCUGAGCCUCAGGCAUCUUAGAAUCUUCAUAGCACUCUGGAACAUCUUCAUUAUGUUUCUGAUGUUGGUGUUUUUCAGCCAUUGAUUGCCAAGAAUUUAGUCCACCAGGUCAUGACUUUCAUUCCUAGUUACUUUGAGCAUGGCCCCCAUGCAUCCACUCAACCAGUGUCUUACAUAUUCAUGACAUGGUAUAUGGGUAAACUCUGUGGGAGUUAGUAGACAUCACAUAUUGUACAUAAAUCACACACUUGUAACUCUGCUAGAUACUUACUUAUCUUACUUAUUGACCUAUCAUUGACCACUGAUUGAUCUAUCAUGGACCACUGACUUAUCAUUGAUCAUUGAUUGACCUGUCAUUUACCACUGAUUGACCUAUCAUUGACCACUGAUUGACCUAUCAUUGACCACUGCUCGACCUAUCAUUGACCACUGAUUGACUUAUCAUUGGCCUAUCAUUGACCACUGAUUGACUUAUCAUUGACCACUGAUUGACCUAUCAUUGACCACUGACCUAUCAUUGACCACUGAUUGACCUAUCAUUGACCACUGAUUGACCUAUCAUUGACCACUGACCUAUCAUUGACCACUGAUUGACCUAUCAUUGACCGCUGAUUGACCUAUUAUUGAUCACUGAUUGAUCUAUCAUUGACCACUGAUUGAUAUAUCAUGGACCACUGAUUGACCUAUCAUUGACUACUGAUUGACCUGUCAUUGACCACUGAUUGAUCUAUCAUUGACCACUGAUUGACCUAUCAUUGACCACUGAUUGACCUAUCAUUGAUCUUUGAUUGACCUAUCAUUGACCACUGAUUGACCUAUCAUUGACCACUGACCUAUCAUUGACCACUGAUUGACCUAUCAUUGACCACUGAUUGACCUAUCAUUGACUACUGAUUGACCUAUCAUUGAUCACUGAUUUAAUUAUCAUUGAUCAGUCAUGGACCCAUUACUGACCACUCAUUAACAAUUCAUAUAUCAGUCAUGAAUCAUCAGUGGCUAGUAUGCAUAAAUCAAUAAACAAAAAUUGAUACAUCAUUGAACAGUCAUUGACCACGAUGUGACCACUCAUUGUCUGACUUCUUGUUCACCAACUAUAGUUUAGUCAGUAGUCAAAUUAUUUACUGCUCAAUAGUCAAUCAUUGACCACUCAUUUAUUCUCAACUAAUCAUUGAUUAUUCAUUUGACUUUCUUUGAUUCAUAAUGCAUCUGCAAUCAUUGACCACACCUUGACUAAUGUUUCAUCAUUUAUUGACUUAACAUUGACUAAUCCUUGACCGUUCAUGAUGCUAUUUUUAUGUCUUGUACAUAGGCCAGGGUUGAACUCAUAUCCCAUGUUCUAAUUUAAAAUAUCUCAUGUUAUAAAUUUUAAUUCUUUUAUCAUGUUUGAAAUGUGUAUGUUCUAUGCAAUAAAGUUGGGUAAAAUCAAAUUUC